This is a messenger RNA of Zerene cesonia (dogface butterfly), 4304 nucleotides long. It is a transcript of the gene SMC1, whose product is annotated as structural maintenance of chromosomes protein 1A. Gene Ontology annotation, cellular component: chromosome; cohesin complex; nucleus. The record is from RefSeq and is a predicted model, not a curated record. Bases 143 to 3793 code for a protein of 1216 amino acids. Gene Ontology annotation, molecular function: DNA binding; ATP binding; protein binding. Gene Ontology annotation, biological process: sister chromatid cohesion. The transcript has 27 exons. Lineage: Eukaryota; Metazoa; Arthropoda; Insecta; Lepidoptera; Pieridae.
UUGACGUUUACACAUUCGCUUUUGCGCCAUUAUUUUUCGUGUGUAAACUUUAUUGUUAUUGUACGAGCGUCAUGUAUGACGCGAAUUUGUGUUGAAAGUUGUGUUUAUUUGAAUUAAAGCGAUAUUAGAAAAAGGAAUUAAGAUGCCUGCUUUUUUAAAGUACAUAGAUAUGGAAAACUUCAAGUCCUACCGUGGACAUCAUCAGAUCGGACCUCUGAAGUCUUUUACUGCUGUUGUAGGGCCAAAUGGAUCAGGAAAAUCAAACUUCAUGGAUGCCGUAAGUUUUGUGAUGGGUGAGAAGACAUCUCUGCUGCGUGUGAAACGGCUCAGCGAUCUCAUUCAUGGUGCUUCUAUCAAUAAGCCGGUGUCUAGAAGUGCAUCGGUGACAGCAACAUUUGUGUUGGAAGAUAUGACUGAGAAGCAAUUCAUGAGAUCUGUCAUUGGUCAGUCUUCGGACCACAAAAUCGAUGGACAGUCUGUAUCAAUAAGUCAGUACCUGGCUGAAUUGGAGAAGCUCGGCAUCAACGUGAAGGCCAAGAACUUCCUGGUGUUCCAAGGUGCGGUGGAGAGCAUCGCCAUGAAGAACCCCAAGGAGAGGACCGCUUUGUUCGAGGAGAUAAGUGGCUCCGGAGUACUGAAAGAGCAGUACGAGUUGUGUCGGGCGGAAGUGAACCGCGCGGACGAAGAGGCGCAGUUCUCUUACCAGAAGAAGAAGGGAGUGGCCGCGGAGCGGAAGGAGGCCAAGUUCGAGAAGGAGGAAGCGGAGAAGUACACGAGGCUUAAGGAGGAGCUGCAACAACAAAAGAUAGAGCUCCAGCUCUUCCACCUGUACCACAACGAGAAAGAGAUCCAGUCCUGCGAAGAGGACCUGCAGUACAAGCAGACGGAGCUGGCCAAGAUCGAGAAGAAGCGGCAGAAAGCGGAAGAUGCCUUGAAGGAAAAGAAGAAAGCGGCCGGCACUGCGCAGCGGGACUUGGCCAAGAUAGAGCAGGAUAUACGGGAAGUGGAAGCGGAAGUGUCAAAGAAGCGUCCGACGUUCAUAAAGGCGAAGGAGCGAGUGUCGCACACGCAGAAGAAACUGGAGAGCGCGGUGAAAACCCUCGAGCAGGCGCGCAAGGCGCACGAGGCGCACCAGGCGGACAUACGCAAACUGGAGGGUGAGUUACGGGAGAUAGAGGAACAGAAAGCGAGCUGGGAGCAGUCGCAACUCGGCACCAGCGCCACUCGAGCUGAUGUGCAUCUCGAGGAGGCUCAGAUCCGCGAAUACGAAGAGCUCAAAAUGGAGGCGACCCGCCAAGCGGCGAGGUACCUGCAGGAGCUGGAUUCGGUGAACCGCGAGCAGAAGGCGGACCAGGACCGGCUCGACAACGAGCUGCGGCGGAAGGGGGAGUUCGAGAACAAGCACCGCCAGAAGGGCCACGAGCGGAACGAGGCUAUGAAACGAGUGGAGAAAUUAAAUGAACACAUCAAGAGCUCCGAGCAAGCGCUCGAGGAGCAGCGCCGGCUGCGCGCCGAGCUGCAGGCGGACGUGGGCUCGUGCCGCGGCAAGGCGGCGGCGCUGCAGGCGGCGCUGGAGGAGGUGGCGGCGCAGCUCGGCGACGCGCGCGUCGACAAGCACGAGGAGGCGCGCCGCCGCAAGAAGCAGGAGAUCGUCGAGAGCUUCAAGCGGGAGAUACCCGGCGUGUACGACCGCAUGAUAAACAUGUGUCAGCCGACCCACAAGCGUUACAACGUGGCCAUCACGAAAGUCCUCGGCAAGUACAUGGAGGCUAUCGUGGUGGACACCGAGAAAACGGCCAGGCGCUGCAUCCAGGUGCUGAAAGAGAGGAUGCUGGAGCCGGAGACGUUCCUGCCCCUGGACUAUAUACAGGCGAAACCGCUGAGGGAGCGGCUGCGCGACAUAAAAGAGCCGAAGAACGUGAAGCUGCUGUUCGACGUGCUGCGCUUCGAGCCGGCGGCGAUCCACCGCGCCGUGCUGUUCGUCACCAACAACGCGCUCGUCUGCGAGACGCCGGAGGACGCGUCGCGCGUCGCCUACGACCUGGACCGGAACAAGAACAGCCGCUAUGACGCGCUCGCGCUGGACGGCACGUUCUACCAGAAGUCCGGUAUCAUAUCGGGCGGCUCGCUCGACCUGGCGCGCAAGGCGAAACGCUGGGACGAGAAGCACCUGUCGCAGUUGAAGGCUAAAAAGGAGAAACUGACAGAGGAGCUCCGCGAGUCGAUGAAGAAGUCGCGCAAAGAGUCCGAGCUGACGACCGUCGACUCGCAGAUCCGCGGCCUCGAGUCGCGGCUCAAGUACGCGCUCUCCGACAGGGACGCUACGCUGAAACAAAUCAAGGCGUUAGACGCGGAGCUCGCUGAGUUGGAACACAAGAUGGAUAUGUUCGGCCCGCAAAUCGAGGAGAUAGAGCGCACGAUCUGCGCACGCGACGCCAAGAUACAAGAGAUCAAGGAGAACAUGAACAACGUCGAGGACGUGGUGUUCCGCGCCUUCUGCAGGGACAUCGGGGUUGCCAACAUACGGCAGUACGAAGAGCGCGAGCUGCGCGCGCAACAAGAGCGCGCCAAAAAGCGUAUGGAGUUCGAGGCUCAGAUCGACCGCAUCGCUUCCAACCUCGAGUUUGAGCGCUCUCGAGACACGCAGAAGAACGUGACGCGGUGGGAGCGCACGGUGCAGGACGGCGAGGACGAGCUGGAGGCCAACCGGCAGGCGGAGGCCAAGCAGCGCCAGGACAUCGACCGCGAGCUGCGCCGCGCCGACGCGCUCAAGGCCGACCGCGCCGCCGCGCGCGCCGCGCUCGACGCCGCCGACGAGCUCUCCGCGCAGGCGCGCAAGGACCUCGCGAACAUCCAGAAGGACAUAGCGAGCGUGCAGAAGCAGAUCGCGGCCAUCGAGGCGCGCAUCGACACGCGCCGCUCCGACCGCCACAACAUACUGCGCCAGUGCAAGAUCGACGACAUAAUAGUCCCGCUGCUGGAGGGCAGUCUACACGACACGGCGGACGAAUCCGAGCCGUCCUCCAUGUCUUCCUCGCAGCGCACCACUCGGAUCCGCGUAGACUACAGCAUGUUGUCGGAAGCCCUCAAGGAGCUGGAGGAAGCUGACGAGAUCAAGCGCAAAGCGGACAAGCUGCAGAAGGGCAUCAACUCGCUGCAGAACACCGUCGACAAGAUACAGGCGCCAAAUAUGAGGGCGAUGCAAAAACUGAACGAAGUGCGUGAAAAAGUGAACGCGACCAACGAGGCGUUCGUCGCGGCGCGCAAGCGGGCGCACAAAGCUAAACUCGCCUUUGAGAAGGUGAAAAAAGAGCGUCACGACAAAUUCAUGACCUGCUUCGAACACGUGGCCAACGAGAUCGACGCUAUAUACAAGGCAUUAGCAAUGAACCAAUCGGCGCAAGCGUUCCUCGGGCCGGAGAACCCAGAGGAGCCAUAUCUAGACGGGAUCAACUACAACUGCGUGGCGCCCGGCAAGCGCUUCCAGCCCAUGUCCAACCUGUCCGGCGGCGAGAAGACCGUCGCCGCGCUCGCGCUGCUCUUCGCCAUACACAGCUACCAGCCGGCGCCGUUCUUCCUGCUGGACGAGAUCGACGCGGCGCUGGACAACACCAACAUCGGCAAGGUGGCCGCCUUCAUCCGCAGCAAGAAGGGCUCGCUGCAGACCAUCGUCAUCUCGCUCAAGGAGGAGUUCUACGGGUGCGCCGACGCGCUCGUCGGCAUCUGCUCCGAGCCCGCGGACUGCCUCGUCAGUGACGUCAUCACACUCAGCCUCGAGAACUAUCCAGAUUAAACAUUUGAUACCUAGAAUAAAUUUUUAUUAUUCCAGUCUGAGUUUUUUUUCUAAUCGUGUUAUAAGUUAUGAAAAUAAGUUAUUUUAAGUUUUUGAUAAGAAUGUUAAUUAUUUUUUGACCUAGCUUUUUUCGUUAAUUUAAUUAUUUUUAUAUUAUUGUGUUACUCUAGACAUUUUUUUUUGGAAUUUGAAUUUAUUAAACGUUUUUCUCAAUUAUUUUCCUAAACAACUCUCAAGUCAGGCUGACUUUCUAAUUGCACGAAAGCAAAAAAUAACAUAGUUUACGUAUUGAAGUAAACGGCAUAUUAUAUUGACGCAUUGUACUACUGUACAAGCUAAAAUAUUCAUGUAUUUAGUCUUAUAAUUUUCAUAUCAUAUUGUUUAUCCUUUUCGUACAUACCUUAUAGGAAAGAGACAAGAAACUGUUAGUGUAAGCUAGCUCUAAGGCGUAAUGAAACACCACGAUUUGUAUCGAUCUGUUUAUUUACAAUAAAAUAUCUUUAUUCUACAA